UGAUUCCAUCAUCAUUAAAUAAAGCAAUAUCACAAUGAUUCCGUGCUUCAAUCGAAGUCAUGCUGUUACCAAAAUUUGAAGGCGGUAACACUAUCAGAAGGAGUCGAACUAUUGAUAUCAUCUCCUGAAUCUUACUUACUGUUGACCAGGACUUCAUAUUCAUGGCCUACGAUACUCCAACAGCACUCAUCCCCUCCAUGCAGUCAACAAUACACACCCCCUAUAUCUACCCACGCACGCCCUUUACCACCAUCACUCCCCUAGACUACCCAAACUCUCCGUCAGACUCCAGCCAUGCAGAUCACACCCACCAACCACACCAGGUACCACCGCUCUGGAAACGACAGAUUCCAACGACCAAUAACAGGAACCAAACCACCGUUCGGCCGAUCGUUUCCCGGCGGGAACUAAAGUAAAGAAGGAAAGCUUGCGAAUUCUGACAGGGGGCGCGUUACUGUUUUGGAUACGGAGGUCCCGAGGGAGACCGAGGUACAAUGGGGAGUUGUUUGGGGUAAGGUGGAGAGGACAAGGUGUGGUAGGUC
This is a messenger RNA of Aaosphaeria arxii CBS 175.79, 542 nucleotides long. RefSeq lists its product as uncharacterized. NCBI's taxonomy places the organism in Eukaryota, Fungi, Ascomycota, Dothideomycetes, Pleosporales. The record is from RefSeq and is a predicted model, not a curated record. The annotation marks the transcript as partial. The transcript has a single exon.